AUGGAGAAUUUCAGAUCUAAAUCAACAAGGGAAGGGAGGAUGCAGAUGGAGAGCUACUAUGGGGGAGGGGGUAAUGAGGCUGUGGGGCCCCAGAGCAUGAAGGAUUUGAGAAGCUACAGCACCUCUUAUGCUUACACUUCUUCAUCCAUGGAGGCUGCUCCCCAGUACAAUAAUAAAGAAGUGAGGAUCAAGAAAAGCAAGAGCAGGGUUUCAUCCAGCUUUGCUUCGAAAAGCUGGAGCUUUAAUGACCCAGAGAUGCAGAGGAAGAAGAGGGUGGUUGGGUACAAGGCUUAUGCUGUGGAAGGGAAGAUGAAAGGCUCUUUCAGAAAGAGUUUCAGAUGGAUCAAGAACACCUGCAGCCAUGUUGUUCAUGGCUGGGUUGAAGUUCUUGGUUUUGAGUAUAGAUCUGCAUAUGUAUAUCACACAUAA
Molecule: messenger RNA, 429 nt
Organism: Ipomoea nil (Japanese morning glory)
Lineage: Eukaryota; Viridiplantae; Streptophyta; Magnoliopsida; Solanales; Convolvulaceae
Exons: 2
Coding region: 1-429 (142 amino acids)
Source: RefSeq, a predicted model, not a curated record